This is a messenger RNA of Verticillium dahliae VdLs.17, 1623 nucleotides long. RefSeq lists its product as uncharacterized. Bases 1 to 1623 code for a protein of 540 amino acids. The record is from RefSeq and is a predicted model, not a curated record. The transcript is spliced from 3 exons. NCBI's taxonomy places the organism in Eukaryota, Fungi, Ascomycota, Sordariomycetes, Glomerellales, Plectosphaerellaceae.
AUGGUCAUUAUCACCGUUCCACCCCCAGGGGACGACAUUGUCGACGUCCUCCCCGAAUCCAAUGCUGUAGAGAACAGCACCGAGACACUGCCAGGCAAUAGACAGCUCACGGUCAGCUUGCCCAGCCUUGAUCAUGACCACGGGUAUAGCCGCCCUGGCUCGAUCACCGUCGCCCACGGAAACACCAAAGAUGCCUUGACCCUCACCCUCAAUCGCACCAUCCGCGUUCCCGACAACCAGGAUAUCAAUGCACUACCGCCGUCCUGCGGUCAAUUCCCGCUCUACCGCGUUCGCGACUAUGCACGCAACCUCCCUGUCAACAUGGUUCAGAAGGGCGGGCUUUUCUUCCCCAUGUACCAGCGCGAGGCCAUGUGGAUUGCCUUUCACGCCAACCAUCCUUUUGCCAUCAAGAUCUACGUUGGCGGUGUCAAUGCCGUCUCGGGCUUCCCAAUGACGGAAAACGAUAAGACCCGCCAGAAGCGCGCUCGCAUGUUGCGCGCCUCGAAACAGAUCCAAGACUACAUGGUUGUCCCUGGUCAACCCUGGCUCGAUGGCAUCGUCUCCGAGGACGGCAAGAUUCGUCAGUUUGUCGCCCAGCCCAAGGGCUCCGGUUUUGCUGUCGAAGCCCAGGUGACCGGCGAGGAAAAGGUUGGCGGCAUCCAGAUCGAGAUAAUCCCCGUCAAGCGCAACACCCCUACCCAGUUCGACGUUCGCUACGAGGACCGCGAGCAAAGGGUCGUCACACGCACCUUCAAGCUAGCUGACCGCGGCAUCACCGCCGAAAGCACGUGGGAAGACGUCAAAAAGGUCAUCCGCGAUGAGUUUGACAUUGCGCUCGGCGACCAAGUCCUCUCCGACCACAACGACAGUGCCGCCUCGGCUGUUGGAUCUCGCCACGCCUCCAUCAGUUUCGACAACGACGUCAAGCUUGGCGAUGUCUACUUCCCGCCCUACUUUUCAACUUUGUCUGUGAAGAAUCGGCCACCUCCAGCGCGCCGUGAUUUCCCUGUCGCCAGGACAGUCCCUUUCCAAAUCGUCACUCGUUAUGCUCAAUUUCACUUAUUCCUCCUUACUAACUGUUGCUCUCAGGUUUCAGUGCCGCUCCCGGUGUCGCUCACGCUUUCAUGGCAGACAUGCAGUAUGACUUGGCCCAAGGCUGUGGUGAAGGAGAUGGGAAUCGCCGCGGGUGGCCUCAUCACCCAGACCAUUAACCCAGACGCCUAUCCCGCCGACUCAUGGGAUUCUUCGGCAUCCAUCAUGCUGAACUUGCAAAUUCUCGAUGUAGCGUCUUACUCUGCCGUCACCGGGUUACCAGCACCCUCGACUCCCGUCAAUGGCGAAGAGUAUGCCCGCCACGGCUAUCCGUACUUUGAGAUAUGGAAUGAAGAAAAGACUGGAGUCAAGGGCGACUUUGAUGAAGUCAAGAGUGUGGCGCAGAUGGAGAAAGAGCGCGCCCUCGCCGAGGGCAGGGACGUGCCGCCCGAGGAAAAGAGCGUACCUGUGCGGAUUGUUAAGAUUGGGGGUCAGCCCCGGUGCUUCAAGACAACCUUCCGCCCGCUCGAGGUGCUGACCAAGGAGCUGGAGGGGUUGGCGAUUGGGCCUCACGACGACAGCGAUCUGUGA